Molecule: messenger RNA, 2480 nt
Organism: Strongylocentrotus purpuratus (purple sea urchin)
Lineage: Eukaryota; Metazoa; Echinodermata; Echinoidea; Camarodonta; Strongylocentrotidae
Product: carboxylesterase 5A-like
Exons: 9
Coding region: 592-2412 (606 amino acids)
Biological process (GO): choline metabolic process; acetylcholine catabolic process
Cellular component (GO): plasma membrane
Molecular function (GO): acetylcholinesterase activity
Source: RefSeq, a predicted model, not a curated record
CCCUCCAUCCCUCAUUGCAUUGUCUCUAGCAUUAUUAAUAAGGGGUAUUUGUAUUCACCACCAUUGCAGUUUAAUUAUAAUAUUGAUUUCAGUCACAAAAUUUGUAUGUUGAAAAGGUACCAAAUACAUAGGUAAGUCAAACUAGUUCAACCUUACCCAUCUUAUACAUGAGGCAAACAUGGACCUCAUGGUAUACGUCAGGUCGGUAAGAUCAGUAAGAAUACUAUAUCUUUUUGUUAUUGAGUUUAAAAGGAGGUAGAAGCACUAUCACCGACUCACGCUAAUCAAAUAUGACAACAUGCAUGAUAAGAACGCAUUUAUAAUUGGCUUCAUCAAGGCCUGUAAUAGCCAAUGAGCAACAUCAUAACAAAAGUCCAUCAACCUUGUUGAACCUUGGCCUUUUAACUAUCAACACUCAGGAUUCGAUGAUGAUGGUGAUAUUUUAAAGAGGUGUAGGUGACAAUUAUUAUCAUUUAGCCUUCUGUUUCUCAUUUCGAGGUUUUGAUCAGCCUGGAAAAAUUCUUUAAAAAAUAGAAACAAGGUGCAGGAUUUGUAUGUUUUUUCCUUUUUAAUUGUAUUCAACAACCAGUUAUGAAGGCGAUGCUUUCGUGGAAUUACUCGGCUUUAGUGCUGCUGGUCAUGCUUGUUGGUCGACUGGUUGGGCAGGGUAACGCACAACCUCAGGUCGAUCUCCCCGGGACAGACACCACACUGUCAGGCAAAUACAUGGACUUCAACGAAUCCCAGUACCUUAACGUCGACACGAGGAUGGAGGCCUUUCUUGGGAUCCCGUUCGCCGAACCACCGACAGGAGAUCUCAGGUUCAAGAACCCUGUCAAGAAAGGUGACCUUGGAAGGAUUUACCGUGCAGCUUUGGACAAAUCAAUUUGUCCACAAAUUCCGCUUGGCAGAAACUUGGAUGAGGAUUGUCUGUAUCUUAGUGUACAUACUUCGUCUCCAAGGCCCAAUAAUGGAGCAGUUGUAGUUUGGUUCCAUGGCGGUGCCUACUCGCUCGGUGCUGGUUCGAACACUGUCUACGAGCCUCUCCCGCUCAUCGCGUUCGCUCCCGACAUUGUCUUCGUCGGAGUCAAUUACCGCCUGGGCCUGUAUGGAUUCAUGACUACGGGAGACAGUGCCGCUCCUGGUAACUAUGGAAUGUAUGAUCAGGUAAUGGCUCUACAAUGGGUGCAAGACAACAUUGCUGCGUUCGGUGGUAAUCCAAAUAGGGUGACGAUCAUGGGGGAGAGUGCUGGAGCUGCUAGCGUUAGUCUUCAUAUGUUGUCGCCUCUCAGCGAGGGGCUUUUCCAUCAAGCCAUAAUGGAGAGUGGCAACGCACUUUGUCCAUGGGCAGUGGAUACGGACAUGGAACGACAGGUAGGGUUUACCCGAGAGAUAGCUGACCUCGUGAACUGUACCGAAGAAGAUUCCGAAGCCUUAUUGACAUGUCUUAGAGAAGUUGAAGAGAAAGACCUGACUAGGGCACAAAUAACGCUUACAGCAAAGUACCUAACCAACGAGAUGUUGUACGCCCCCGUUGUGGACUAUGCUUUCCUACCCGACAUCCCGAUGGAGAUCGUCAGAAGACAGGAGUUUCACAAGGUCCCAACCUUGAUCGGUACGAACGAGGAUGAAGGAACCUUGAUAGCUCUGAGAGUUUAUCCAUUGUACGUGGUCAGACCAAAUCCACCAAACAUCUCUCUGAGUGAGUUCAGAGAGUUGAUACCAUUGUAUCUCUUCUACAACUCGCCGAUGAUGGCUUCAGCCGUUGAGCAAUGGUAUAUUGAUUGGACACAAGCAGAUGACCCGUCUGCAAAUCAUAUUAACUCGUUCAUCAAUUGGAACACAGACCAGAUGUUUGCCUGCCCUGCCGAGGCGAUGGCACGAGCGGUGGCGGAUACCGGAGCGCCGGUGUACCGUUAUGAGAUGACACAUGAUCCGUCCAAGGCGGUUUUCGAUUCAACCCCUAGCUGGUAUGGUGCUGGGCAUGCUGUGGAACUACAAUACGUCUUUGGCUGGGCGUUCGGCCCAGAUCUUCCUGGUAUAGUGAAGAGGCAGACCCAUGACGAAAAAGUGAUGAUGGUACAGUUCAUGCGAUACUGGACCAAUUUCAUCACAACUGGUGACCCAAAUACACCGGACUCAGAGGGAGAUUAUCCCGACUGGCCCAAGUUUACUGUACCAGAACUAGAAUAUAAGAAAUUAUCAUUGACUAUGGAAAAUGACCGAGCGUUGAGAAUGGAAGCCUGUGCAUUUUGGCUUAACUACGCUCCUCUCCUUCACAAUUACGGAGACCCUGAUGAUCUGUAUGAUGAAUGGAAGCUACAGUAUGCCGAAUGGAAGAACGUGUACAUGCCAGAAUGGUCGGAAGCGUUUGAAGACUACAAGGACAGCUCCGACUGCAGUGCACCUUAAAAUCACUUUAAAGCCACACGGUCCUACUUGUAGCUACUUGCUUUCUCUAUAUAAUAAACAAUGCCUAA